AUGGUUGCUAAAAUAGCAAUUCCGGUCGUGUCCCUCCUCCUGGUGGUGGGCAUCGUCAUCGGCGUCGUCGCCUCCGUCAACCGGAGCGCCAAAGACCCCGCCGCCGACGAGAACCUCUCCCCUCACAUGAAAGCAGUCACACAAAUAUGCCAGCCCACCAACUACAAAGACGAGUGCAUGAAGACCCUGAGCGGCGCCAACUCCACCGACCCAAAAGACCUCAUCAAGGCCGGCAUCCUCGCCGUCGCCGAGUCCGUGAAGAAGUCUUUCAACAUGAGCGACGACCUCGUCGCCAAGGCCGAAAACGAGUCCAACAGGACGAAAACCGCCUUGUCGGACUGCAAGGAGCUCCUGCAGGACGCCUCCGACAAGCUCCAGGACAUCAUGGAUAAGGUCGGCGCGUCCGACAUCAGCACCAUCGCCAACCGGUCCGAGGAUUUCAGGAUCUGGAUGAGCUACGUCAUCAGCUACCAGGAGCUCUGCGUCGACGGGUUCGACGAGGACAGCACCGUCAGGACCGACGUCAGGCAGAGCACGGAGGUCGGGAGUCAGCUGACCGACAACGUGCUGACCAUCCUGGGCGGGAUCCAGCAAGUCCUUAGCUCGUUCGGAUUGAAGCUGAACCUGACCAGCCUGGCAGCCGCCGGCGGUAGUCAAGAGGAUCACCACCGGAAGUUGUUGUCGAAAGAGAACGGCGGGUAUCCGACGUGGAUGUCGGCGGCGGACAGGAAGCUUCUGGCAUCGAACCCUAAGAUGACGCCCAAUGCGGUGGUCGCCAAGGACGGGAGCGGCCAGUACAAGACCAUCUCCGCCGCCCUGGCGGCUUACCCCAAGAACUUCCAGGGGAGGUAUGUGAUUUACGUGAAGGCCGGAGUUUACGCCGAGCAAGCCAAAGUGGCCAAAGGAAUGAAGAACGUUUACAUGUACGGCGAUGGACCGAGGAAGACCAUUGUCACCGGUCAUUUGAGCUAUGCCAAGGACGGCCUCGGCACCUGGAAGACCGCUUCCUUCAUUGUGGAGGAGGACGGGUUCAUCGCCCGGUCAAUGGGGUUCCAGAACACGGCCGGACCGGAAGGCCACCAGGCCGUGGCGGUCCGCUCACUGUCCGACCGGUCCGCAUUCAUCAACUGCAGGCUGGACGGAUUCCAAGACACACUGUGCUACCAAGGCGGCCGCCAGCUGUUCCGCAACUGCGUCCUAUCCGGAACCAUCGACUUCCUCUUCGGAUACGGCGCCGUGGUGGUGCAGAACUCGCUCAUCAUCGUCCGGAAGCCCAUGGAGAACCAGUUCAACACGGUGACGGCCGACGGCAGGAAGGAAAGAGGGCAGCCGACGGGGAUCGUGAUCCACAACUGCAGGAUCGUCCCGGAGCAGAAGCUGACGCCGGACAGGCUCACGGUGAAGACGUACCUGGGCCGGCCGUGGAAGGCGUACGCCACCACGGUGGUGAUGGAGUCGCAGCUCGGUGAUCUGAUCCAGCCCGAAGGUUGGAAGCCGUGGGCCGGGUCCAUGUUUCUGGACACGUUGUACUAUGCCGAGUAUGGGAACCGUGGGCCCGGUGCCAGCACGGCGAGGAGGGUGACGUGGAAGGGCGUGCACAGCGUGCUGUCGAGGAGUGACGCCAUGCGGUGGACCGUUGACUCUUUUCUUCAAGGGAGGGAAUGGGUUGCUAAUACCGGGGCUAAUGUUAUUUAUGGGCUUAAAGCUUGA
Molecule: messenger RNA, 1710 nt
Organism: Linum trigynum
Lineage: Eukaryota; Viridiplantae; Streptophyta; Magnoliopsida; Malpighiales; Linaceae
Source: the annotation of a GenBank genome assembly